AUGGCAGCAAAAAUCUCUAAACCAACGUCUAGUAAAGGUGAUGAAUUUAAGGAAUUGCUAGUCGAAGCCAGAAAACAGGCCAAACUAUACGAAGGACGCCCCACGUCUUAUAGCAGGAGAUCUUGGAAAAGUAAAAGGACCGAAUUUUGGGCUCCCGGUCCAGAAAAAAACCACUACGCACCUUACCCACCACCGCAACCUUAUGCUCAGUACCCACCUGCAGUCCAAGGAUUACCUGCUAUUUCUGUGGUGGCGCUGGUCACACAGCAUCCAUAUGUCCCUCGAAAGAAAAGGGAACAAACUGAAGGAAAUAACGAACAAUAUGGACAAAAGCAGGGAGGUGGUUGGGAAAAUCCACGAGCCAGAGGCCGUGA
This is a messenger RNA of Racocetra persica, 374 nucleotides long. Lineage: Eukaryota; Fungi; Glomeromycota; Glomeromycetes; Diversisporales; Gigasporaceae. The record is from the annotation of a GenBank genome assembly.